Eurytemora carolleeae is the source of this 704-nucleotide messenger RNA. RefSeq lists its product as uncharacterized. Bases 91 to 531 code for a protein of 146 amino acids. The record is from RefSeq and is a predicted model, not a curated record. NCBI's taxonomy places the organism in Eukaryota, Metazoa, Arthropoda, Copepoda, Calanoida, Temoridae. The transcript is spliced from 8 exons.
UAACCAUGUUUGAGGUCAAUUUCAAGAGAAUGGAAUGUGUGGUGUGUAAAGUGGAGUGUUAGAUUACAGUCUAUAGUGUUCAGUUGAACAAUGUUACAGUUAAUUUUAUUAAUUAUAAUUCUCCAGAGGACAGGAGAAGGAAAACCGCAGUAUCUUGAACUAGGAGGGGGAGGCACUUCCGUUGAGAUUGAAGAAGCUGGAGUUCAGUCUGAACAGUCUGGGGAACAGGAAGAAACACAGAAAAUAAGAGAGAAGAUUGGUGCUGGGGUGCAAGAGCUUCAUGAAGCUCUGAAAACGUUACCUGAUUCUAAAGCUGCUCUUCUAGAGAUGAAGGUAAAAGAUAAUGAAACGAACAGCACUAAAACACAAAACUUUUUGUAUCUUCCCAAAUCCUUCCAGUAUACCAUUACCAACUGUUUUUGUGGAGGUAAUUGUCAGGAAAUUCAUGACCCAGAAACAUGGAAAUGCAAUGAUACAUGUCGAAGAAUCUGCAAGACUCCAUGCACUGUUUGUGGCACUAGACAGACCUAAUCUAAAAUAAUGAAAAUGAAAAUAAUACCUCAAAACAUCAAGAAUAAAAAUCAAUGAUUGUAUAAUAUGAUGAAAAAAGUUGACAAUUGAAGAUAACAAAAUUUGAAGAUUUACAAUUGGGAAUAAAAUUAUAAUUUUAGUAUUUUGAAAAUAAACUCAUACCUCACUUCAAA